AUGAGUGACUGUUCUUUUGACUUAAAAUUUAACAUUUUUGCAGCUUAUUUUUUGGAAGCAUAUCAUCCUGUUAGAAAAGGGGACCUUUUCCUUGUCAGGGGUGGGAUGAGGAGUGUUGAGUUUAAGGUUAUAGAAACUGAUCCUGCAGAGUACUGCAUUGUUGCUCCUGAUACAGAGAUUUUUUGUGAGGGGGAGCUGGUAAAAAGAGAAAACGAGGACAGGCUUGAUGAGGUAGGUUAUGAUGAUGUUGGAGGAGUUAGGAAACAAAUGGCUCAAAUAAGGGAGCUAGUAGAGCUUCCUCUAAGACAUCCUCAACUAUUUAAAUCUAUUGGUGUCAAGCCGCCAAAAGGUAUUUUGUUGUAUGGUCCACCUGGUUCAGGUAAGACAUUAAUAGCUAGAGGAGUCGCAAAUGAGACAGGAGCUUUUUUCUUUUGCAUCAAUGGUCCAGAGAUCAUGUCAAAGCUAGUCGAUGAGAGUGAGAGUAAUUUGAGGAAGGCUUUUGAGGAAGUAGAGAAAAAUGCACCCUCAAUUAUCUUCAUUGAUGAGAUUGAUUCCAUUGCUCCUAAGAGGGAGAAAACUCAUGGGGAAGUUGAAAGGCGCAUAGUGUCUCAACUGUUGACACUGAUGGAUGGGUUGAAGUCUCGUGCUCAUGUAAUUAUCAUUGGGGCUACGAACAUGCCAAACACUAUCGAUCCAGCUCUUAGACGAUUCAGUAGGUUUGACAGAGAAAUUGACAUUGAUGUUCCUGAUGAGGUUGGCCGAUUGGAGGUUCUUCGCAUCCAUACUAAGAACAUGAAGCUAUCUGAUGAUGUUGAUUUGGAAAGGAUUGCUAAGGAUACUCAUGGCUAUGUUGGGGUUGACCUUGUUGCUUUAUGCACUGAAGCUGCUCUCCAGUGUAUCCGUGAAAAGAUGGACAUAAUUGAUCUAGAAGAUGAAUCAAUUGAUGCUGAGAUUCUCAAUUCUAUGUCUGUUACAAAUGAACACUUUAAGACUGCUUUGGGAUCUAGUAACCCAUCUGCCCUCCGUGAAACUGUUGUUGAAGUACCAAAUGUCAACUGGGAUGAUAUUGGUGGGCUGGAAAAUGUCAAGAGGGAACUGCAAGAGAUUAGAACAGUGGAUGUUUUAACUCAGAAAACUAGGCAUUUGAAGGUGAAAAGAGCAAAGUGCAAUUCAAGACGACAACAAAUAAGACAGAGGGGAUUUUCGACUACGUACAUACGGAUCUCUAGGGACCAACCAGUGUAG
Messenger RNA from Zingiber officinale, 1245 nucleotides. RefSeq names its product cell division cycle protein 48 homolog. The record is from RefSeq and is a predicted model, not a curated record. Gene Ontology annotation, cellular component: VCP-NPL4-UFD1 AAA ATPase complex; cytosol; nucleus. Gene Ontology annotation, biological process: mitotic spindle disassembly; autophagosome maturation; retrograde protein transport, ER to cytosol. Lineage: Eukaryota; Viridiplantae; Streptophyta; Magnoliopsida; Zingiberales; Zingiberaceae. Gene Ontology annotation, molecular function: ATP hydrolysis activity; ATP binding; polyubiquitin modification-dependent protein binding. The transcript has 6 exons. The coding region runs from base 1 to 1245 and encodes 414 amino acids.